GCACGGCGGUCAGCGCGACGCCUCGUCUCUUGCUGGCUCAGAAGUUCUUCUUUUGGUGGCUCAGAAGUUCUUCUCUUGGUGGCUCAGAAGUUCUUCUCUUGGUGGCUCAGAAGUUCUUCUCUUGGUGGCUCAGAAGUUCGUCUCUUGGGUGCUCAGAAGUUCAUUGAUCUGAACGCUCCCCGUGACACGGCCGGGUGCGAUGGACCCGAGACUCGUCCUCUGCAUCACGGUCGUUGGAUCGCUGCUUCGGUGUGCCGAGGCUCGCCCUGGAGCCACGCUUCCACCAGCAGGCACCACUCAGCUGUCUGAUUCCAUUGAACCUGAACUAUUCGGCAUCACUGCUAUCACAGCAAACACUUCCCCGGCUGAAGCUUCAGAUUCAACUACAGCUACUGCUCUGAUGACUAGGAAUGUUCUCGAAUCUACUAUGUCCUUACUCCUUGCUACUGAUGACGUCAAGGAUGAGUCACCACCUGUCAUAGAAAAUCCUGUGGAGGUUGAAAUUUCAGUGUCGUCGGACAUGUUAGUAACACGAACUCUUGAUGCUUUCCUACGGGGUCCAGAUUCUGUUGUUUGGUCUAAUACUUCGUCUUCAUCAAUGCCUCCAAAUUAUUCGACUCUGGACAAAAAUCAUGAGGAAGGUUAUUUAUUUGUGGAACCAUUUCAAAAUAACACAAAUUUGCAUCUGCUAUCAAAUUUAUCAGUGGACGAAAUGAUUGUAGGGAACGCUUCGAGAGAACAUGAAACAUGUUCCUUAACUUCCUCAUGUGUCGAAAAUGCUACUGGACAUGUCGAAAGUUCAACUGGACGUGUCAAAAAUUCUACAGAACAUGAUGAUAUACAGGAAGAUAUGGUUUUGGAGUCCAGAUGGGAGGCCAGCGAACAAGAAACGAAUUCCACACAACAACUCGCACCGUUCGAUGAUCAGGGUCCAGGCUCUCUGAAAUACUUUUUUGAUGAAAAUACUUUUUUGAAUGAAACAUUCAAUUUCGAUCCCGCUCAAGUUUUUGAAUCAUCUCAUAAUCAGAGCAACAUAAGAGAACUUCAGUCGCAUCACGAUUUUCACGCUAGGAGUCUCGGGGAAACAGUGAAAACAUAUAUGCCGAUCGUUGCAACUAUAAAAACUGUCAGCAAUUCUUCCGAAAUUGAAGUAUCUCGUGAUUUAAAUUGGGAUCUCGACGCCAAUUUUCUUCAAAUCACCAACCCAGCGGCGAAUAAUUUAAGCAAUUCAACAAAUGAACAAAUAUUUGCCGUGGAACUCGACGGAGAGCCAUCGCACAACCUUGACAACGGAAUAAAAUUUGACGAUUUGGUACAUGACUUCCAUCACAACUGCUCGGAAGCAGUAACCAGUGAUAUAGAACUGACUUCAAAGCCUAAGAUAUCCGAAGAAUUUAAAUCAUCAAACUUGUCUCUAGAGCUUCUUUUUCUCCAAUAUAACGUGACACGUUGUAAUGAUACUGGAUCCUCGAGCGUAAAUUGCAGCAUUGCUGAUGUGGAUGAACCAAUUUCCUCUCUCCCUAUUAAAUCAUCGACCAAACAUUUCCUUGUGUUAAGCGUCACAAGUUUGCAUGACGACCAAGUGAGUCCUUACUACGAUAACCACUCGGUAGACACAAAUGCUUCUGAUGACUUGUCGGCUGUGGUGCAGUUCCAGUCAAGUGCAGAUGUUAAUUUUACUGAAGAAGACAUGAGCAGUCAUUUGAACUCAGGCGAUGCACAUGACGAUGGAUAUGAAACAUCUAUUGCAUCUAUAAAUUCCACUCUUGAUAUUAGCACAUUUGAUGUUGCUUCGGAUCCUUCGAACGUAUUUGAAAUGAAUAUGUCUAACUUGAACUGCAGUCAUUUAUAUGACGGGGAUUUCAUCAACAUCACCAGAGCUGAUUUGAACGUUGAUGUAGUCAACGCGCAGAAACGUGACUCUGGUUCGCUACUCAUUGACAAAACACUUGAAGAGGAUGGGACGAUUGACGACAUUUCAAUAUUAGAGCAAAAACAUGUCACUCGUGUGAAUGAUUCCGAAAUAACAAGCUUGAUGCUUGCCGAAAUGAACGUCACAAAGGAGCUCACAGUAGGAUUCGUGGCGCACGUCGCGUAUACUCUAGCUGACGGCAAAAGUGUUCACAGAGUCUCGAGCCCUGAUACCAAUGAUAAUAUGACUAAUAUAUCCUCUUUACGCGAGCACACUGUUUCCGAAGUCAAAAUGUACAUAAAAAAUGUAUCGGAGCAUAUCGGCAACGAAGCGUUUGGAAGUGCGCAAUAUCCAUCAGAUCUCAGUUCCCCGCUUCUGCCUUAUAAUGUCACACUCGACGAUGAACCGAACUUCCCGACUUCUCGCUACGAUAUUUUUACUUCCUCUGCCAAUACGAACGGUUCAAACAAUUCACUGUUUCCCUCGAAUCUCUAAGGGUCAAUCUAACGGCACAUUUUGUUGCAACAUUUUACUAUUUAUUUAUUGUUACCACAUAGUAUUCGCGUUGUUCGGAUAGUUCGUCUUUCAUUAGUGAAUUAUUGUUACUGAAGUGUCAUGUGAAUUAUGUUAGCUAUCUGGCAAAGCAUAAUAACCCGCCAAAAAUCGUCCGCAUCUAACACAAGUGAUUUUUACUGUUGUAGAGUUACUUUUUAGCUCGCACCGUAAGAUUUUAUCUAUAGUGUGCAUAAGAUAGCAUAUGAGAACUCAUAUAACGGACGAUUAAACACGA
Messenger RNA from Hyalella azteca, 2702 nucleotides. RefSeq lists its product as uncharacterized. The record is from RefSeq and is a predicted model, not a curated record. Lineage: Eukaryota; Metazoa; Arthropoda; Malacostraca; Amphipoda; Hyalellidae. The transcript has 3 exons. The coding region runs from base 200 to 2407 and encodes 735 amino acids.